GGUGAGAUGUAAUUGGGUUAAUGACCACUGACUUACUGUGUUUCCUCACAGUUUGGGAGGGCCAGUGAAUUGUCUGGGGGAACACUUUGUAAGAACAGCAAUUCCAGCCACAAGACCUCUGCACCUGCCACUUAAACAUCUCACGAAAGGUCCCGCAUCCUGUGGAGAAGCGCCCAAGGACUGAUUUUUACAAGAAGGCAAACGUUUACUCCAUUGCACGUUCCCAGGUCGCCUCUCUGACCACAGAGGCUCCAGCACUCUGCAGAGCAGAAGCCAGACCCUUCUGAAAGCCAGAGCUGCAACUUGUCCUGUGCAAGCAGCUGCCUGGGCCCCUGCAUGAUCUGACAGUGCCCACAUCGCUUCAGGAUGUGAACCAAAAAUUGAUAGUCAAGAUGACUGUGGCUUCAGGACUGGCUUUGUUAUUCCAGAAUCAAGAUUAGAUACCUCACCAACUUACAGUGCACAGUCUGUGGCUCCGGGUACAUUCAGAGGAAAGAAGAACCUCUCAAGAUGUCUUCCAAUAAUGACCCCAUUGUAAUACCAAUGGCAGAAAGACGUCACAGUGACCUUCCCGAAACAAACACCAGUGACCCGGAGACACUGACUAAAGAGGCUGUGUUGAGUUUUCACAACAUCAGCUACAGAGAAACAGUGCAGAGCGGCUUUCCACUUCGUCAGCAGACACGUGUGAUAGAAAGACUGUCGAGCAUCAGUGGGAUCAUGGGACCAGGCCUCAAUGCCAUUAUGGGACCUCAGGAUGGGAGCAGAUCUCUGUUAUUAGAUGUCUUAGCUGCAAGGAGAGAUCCAAGUGGAUUAUCAGGAGAUAUUUUGGUAAAUGGUAAACCUCGACCUGCUAAUUUCAAAUGUACAUCUGGUUAUGUACCACAAAAUGAUGUGGUCAUGCACACGGUGACUGUGAGAGACAAUUUAGAGUUCUCAGCAGCUCUCCGUCUUCCAAUGACUAUAACAAGAGAUGAAAAAAGAAGGAGGAUCAAUGAGGUGCUUGAACUUCUGCAUCUGGAUAAAGAACAAAAUACCAAGCCUAGAUCCAAAGAACUCAGGAAAAGGACCAGUAUAGCAGUGGAGCUGAUCGCCGAGCAUCCCAUUUUGUUCUUGGAUGAUCCCACCACUGACUUAGACUUGACCACUACGACUUAUGUCAUAUCAGUUCUGAGAAGGAUGUCGAUGAAGGGAAAGACAAUCAUCUUCUCCAUCAAUCAGCCUCAGUACUCCAUCUUCAGAUUCUUUGAUAGCCUCACCUUAGUGGCUUCAGGAAAACUCAUGUUUCAUGGACCUGCACGGGACGCUCUGGAGUACUUCACAUCUGCGGGUUACCAAUACGAGUCCCACAACAACCCUGCAGACUUCUUCCUGGACGUCAUUAAUGGAGGUUUGUGUGACACAGAGGAAGAUGGCCAUGAAGCUGGAAACUAUGAAGAACUUUUUGAGAGAAAAUAUCAAGCCACAAAAAAAUUGGCCAAUAUGUAUGCCCAGUCCCGCUUACACAGUGACACAAGAGCCAGACUGGAUCAACUCUUGGGGCAACAGCAGCUGGACAGGAACUCAGCUGUGGAGACCACAUGUGUCACCCCUUUCUGGCAUCAACUCAUGUGGAUUACCUAUCAAUCAUUCAAAAAUAUCCGGGGUUUUCUACUGGUCACUGCGAAACAGGCUGUUAUCACAGCCACGCUGGCAGCACUGGUAGGCAUCGCUUUCCAGAUCCUGAAAAAUGGUUGUAUUGAAGUAUACAUAAGAGCCGGCCUCCUUUACCUGCUCACAAUCUUCCAGUGCAUCACAAGUGUGUCUGCAGGGGAGCUCUUUGUGAUUGACAGGGAUCGCUUUCUACAUGAGCACACCAGUGGAUACUACAGAGUUUCAUCCUAUUUCUUUGGAAAAUUGCUGGCUGAGCUAAUACCCAGGAGGCUGUUGCCAAGUACUAUAGUACUUAUAACAUACUUCAUAGCAGGAGUAAAAACAAGCAUGAGCUCUUUCUUCGCUAUGCUAUUUACCGUCAUGAUGUUGGCUUAUUCUGCCAGCUCCCUGCCACUGUCUAUAGGAGCCGGGGAGAAUGCAGUGGCUGUCCCAACACUGUUUGUGACCAUCUACUUUGUGUUCAUGCUGUUUUUUUCAGGUUUAUCACUAUAUUCUGGAAGCCUCCUACCUCAGCUCUCAUGGAUUCAGUACUUUAACAUUCCUCAUUAUGGAUUUAAGGCUUUGCUGCACAAUGAAUUCCUUGGACAAAACUUCUGUUCAGAACACAACAUAGAAGAAGUCAGUAGAUGCCAUAACUAUGUAAUAUGUACUGGUGAAGAAUUCUUGACGAUCCAGGGCAUCGAUCUCUCAUCGUGGGGCUUCUGGGAGAAUCACCUGGCUUUAGCUUGUAUAAUGAUUAUCCUCUUAACAAUUACCUAUGUGCAGUUAUUACAGGUUAAGACAUUAGAAGUUCUUAGAUCGCGGGGGAGGAAUUUUCUUCAGUUGUUUAACUAAAUACCAAAGUAUCUUCUGAAUGUCUGUAAUUGUAUUCCUGGACAAAUGCUACAUCCAGCCUGACCCAGAGAGGAUCCCUCUGCUGUGAACACUGAUGAACGUAGAGACUCAUGGCUGCUCACAGUACAGGGCUAAGGGACACUCCAGUGCUUAUCUCCAACAGGACACCUAUAGCGUGCCCUCUAUAGCUCAGAGCAUUGUAGAGUAGAAAGAGUGCAGGAGCCAGAAUAUGAGAAGAAGGAAUAGAAAUGCAAUAUUGUGGUCCUGCACAGCCAAGGCAACCAUGGUCUGUGUCUCAACUCUAUGGCUACCUGCACAAGACUGGAUCCCUCAUCAGCACAGAAGGAACAGAGGAGAACUCAAUGUGCCCAUCCCCCAUUCUGCUCAACUAUCGGCUACUGGCAGAUCAUGGGGGAGAAGCAGUCAUUGAUUUCACAUGUAUGAUCACAUUUGAGCCUAGAGACUCCAGUGGAAAGUCCGAAACCCCUGUAUCCCACAGACAGCCCUGUUUAAACUCUGUGGGUCAUAAGACAAAGAUGUGGAUGUGAGAAAGAGACUUGUAAAGAGGAGUAUUUCAAGGGAGUGUAAGGAAAAUGAGAGAGGUGGGACGGACGGGGAAAUGGCUGAAAUGCAUUAUAUAUGGAAUGGUAUGUUUUUAAAAAUAAAAAUUUUAGAAAAGUAA
Rattus norvegicus (Norway rat) is the source of this 3169-nucleotide messenger RNA. The record is from RefSeq and is a predicted model, not a curated record. NCBI's taxonomy places the organism in Eukaryota, Metazoa, Chordata, Mammalia, Rodentia, Muridae.